This is a messenger RNA of Nomascus leucogenys (northern white-cheeked gibbon), 3141 nucleotides long. RefSeq names its product WD repeat domain 73 (gene WDR73). Gene Ontology annotation, biological process: cytoplasmic microtubule organization. The record is from RefSeq and is a predicted model, not a curated record. Gene Ontology annotation, cellular component: spindle pole; cytosol. Lineage: Eukaryota; Metazoa; Chordata; Mammalia; Primates; Hylobatidae. Gene Ontology annotation, molecular function: protein binding.
CGCGCGGCUCCCCAAGGCUCGCAGGCGGAAGUGAGACGCCGGAAGCGGCCGUUGCCAUGGACUCUGAGGACGACUGGCUGGUGGAAUCCUUGCGCUUGUACGAGGAUUUCUAUGCAUUCGACCUCUCAGGAGCCACUCGAGUCCUUGAAUGGAUUGAUGACAAAGGAGUCUUUGUUGCUGGCUAUGAAAGCCUGAAAAAGAAUGAAAUUCUUCAUCUGAAAUUACCUCUCAGACUUUCUGUAAAGGAAAACAAGGGCUUAUUCCCAGAAAGAGAUUUCAAAGUGCGCCAUGGAGGAUUUUCAGACAGGUCUAUCUUUGAUCUAAAGCACGUGCCACAUACCAGAUUGCUGGUUACCAGUGGCCUUCCAGGUUGUUAUCUGCAGGUGUGGCAGGUUGCAGAGGACAGUGAUGUCAUUAAAGCUGUCAGCACCAUUGCUGUGCAUGAGAAAGAGGAGAGUCUCUGGCCUAGGGUGGCCGUCUUCUCCGCAAUGGCACCUGGAGUCCUCCAUGGGGCGAGGCUCUGCAGUCUGCAGGUCGUUGAUCUGGAGUCCCGGAAGACCACGUACACCUCAGAUGUCAGUGACAGUGAGGAGCUGAGUAGCCUGCAGGUCCUAGACGCAGACACCUUUGCCUUCUGCUGUGCUUUGGGCCGGCUGGGGCUUGUUGACACCCGCCAGAAGUGGGCACCGUUGGAGAAUCGCAGCCCUGGCCCUGGGUCUGGUGGAAAGAGAUGGUGUGCUGAAGUUGGGAGCUGGGGCCAGGGCCCUGGGGCCAGCAUUGCCAGCCUUGGCUCAGAUGGGCGUCUUUGUCUUCUUGACCCCCGGGAUCUCUGCCAUCCUGUGAGCUCAGUCCAGUGCCCAGUAUCCAUACCUAGCCCUGACCCAGAGCUGCUGCGAGUGACUUGGGCCCCAGUCCUGAAGAAUUGCUUGGCCAUCUCAGGUUUUGAUGGUACAGUCCAGGUCUAUGAUGCCACAUCUUGGGAUGGAACACGGAGCCAAGUAAAACCUCUCUUCACUCACAGAGGUCACAUCUUCCUAGAUGGAAACGGGAUGGACCCUGCUCCUUUGGUCACCACCCACACCUGGCAUCCCUGCAGACCAAGGACUUUGUUAUCAGCAACAAAUGAUGCCUCUCUGCAUGUGUGGGACUGGGUGGACCUUCGUGCCCCUCGCUGACACCAGCAUCUUUCCAUCCAGGCCUCUAGAAAGGGGAGGAGCUGCUGUAGUAGCAAGGGUGACUGCCAGUCCCUGUUACCAGCUGUGUGGCCUUGGGCAAGUCAACCAGCAUCACUUAGCCUCAGUUUCCUUAUCUGUAAAAUGAGGAUAGUAAGAACUACCUUGUAGUGAUAUUGCGAAGGUUAGAAGAAACGCAUGGCAUAAUUACUUGGUAGCUAUUGUUAGAUCUGGGAGUGUAAAAUGGCAGUGUUUUGUCCCUGUCUUCACACUAUCAUAGGGAGAAUCAAAAGAGCUAACAAAUAUAAACAUGCUUUGUGAAUUUUUUUAAAGAAAAAAAAUGUAGAGGGGCCAAUAAACAUGAAAAUAAUCCCAGCCCUAGUAGCAACUAAGGAAAUAGCAAAACAAGAUUUCUGCUCCUCUUGAGUGGUUCUCAUGGGAACACAGGUGCACUUUCCCACACUUGUCCCCCCAGGUGACUAGGUUCAAGAGACAUUUGCUUUUGGUGGCCCCACAAACAUUUCCUUUUGAGGGCCCAUAGUGAAUAUUAAAGUGUGCUGGACAUGGUGGCUCAUGCCUGUAAUCCCAGCACUUUCAGAGGCUGAGGUGGGCAGAUUGCUUGAGCUGAGGAGUUUGAGACCAGCCUGGGCAAUAUAAAAAGAUCCCUUCCCUUAAAAAACAAAUUUGGCUGGGCAUGGUGGCUCAUGCCUGUAAUCCCAGCAAUGUAGGCAGCCAAGACAGGUGGAUCACUUGAGUCCAGGAGUUCGAGACCAGCCUGAGCAACAUGGCAAAACCCUGUCUCUACUAAAAAUACAAAAAUUAGCCGGGUGUGUUGGUGUGAGCCUGCAGUCCCAGCUAUUCAAGAGGCUGAGGUGGGAGGAUUGCCUGAGCCUGGUAGUUGGAGUUUGCAGUGAGCUGUGAUCAUGCCACUGUAUUCCAGCCUGGGCAACAGAGUGAGACCCUGUCAUACACACACACACAAAAUAGAUAAGCUUAAAUAAGUUGUUCACUCUGUCAGCAUCUAUUAGCCCUUCCAAUGUGCAACACUAAUCACAUGCUAGAAAUACAUAAAUGAGAGGCUUCCUAAGGUGGUUGAAUUUCUCUCUUUUUUUUUUUUUUUGUAGUGGAGAUGGAGUCUUGCUCUGUCACCCAGGCUUGAGUGCAGUAGCAUGAUCUCGGCUCACUGCAACCUCCACCUCCCAGGUUCAAGCAAUCCUCCUGCCUCAGCCUCCCAAGUAGCUGGGAUUACAGGCACGCACCACCAUGCCCAGGUAAUUUUUGUAUUUUUGGUACAGACGGAGUUUCACCAUGUUGGCCAGAAUGGUCUUGAUCUCUUGACCUUCUGAUCUACCCACCUCAGCCUCCCAAAGCGCUGGGAUUAUAGGUGUGAGCCACCGCGCCCGGCCAGGGGAUUUCUCCUGUAUGAAUUUGCUGGUUAAGUGAUAAUUAACUGCAGUUAAAAUUCAGGUCAAGCAUGUGGCUCAUGCCUGUAAUCCCGGUACUUUGGGAUGCUGAGGUGGGAGGAUAGCUUGAGUCCAGGAGGAGUUCGAGAUCAGCCUGGGCAACGUGGUAAGCCCGUCUCUUAAAAAAAAAAAAAAAAAAAAGAUUUUUAUUUAAAAAACCUAAAUAAAUUCAGAUAGGAAUUUAAAGAUAGACCAGGCACAGUGGCUCACGCCUGUAAUCCCAGCACUUUGUGGGGGGCCAGGGUGGGUGGAUCACUUGAGGUAAGGAGUUCAAGACCAGCCUGGCCAACAUGGUGAAACCCCGUCUCUACGAAAAAUAUAAAAAUUAGACGGGCAUGGUGGUGGCACACCUGUAAUCCCCGCUACUCGGGAGGGUGAGGCAGGAGAAUUGCUUGAACCUGAGACGUAGAGGCUGCAGUGAACCGAGAUUGUGCCACUGCAUUCCAGCCUGGGUGACGGAGCGAGACUCCAUCUCAAAAAAAUAAAGAUAAAAUCAUAAACACUCA